AUGUCUGCUCCUUACCCCGGCCGCCAAUCUCCCUCUCCGGAGCGUCAAACCGGCGCUCAACAGCAAGAUAUCCCCGGCUCUGGCAAGACCGAUGUUGGCAAACCCCCAGCCCACGAGCAUUCGCAGCAAUCGUCGGAAGACUUUAGGGACAAUGUGUUGAAGAGCAACCCCGAACACCCAUUAGAGAAGAUUGAGGCGGAAAAGUUCGCCAAGGGAAAACAUGAUUGA
This is a messenger RNA of Penicillium coprophilum, 228 nucleotides long. RefSeq lists its product as uncharacterized. The transcript has a single exon. The record is from RefSeq and is a predicted model, not a curated record. Bases 1 to 228 code for a protein of 75 amino acids. NCBI's taxonomy places the organism in Eukaryota, Fungi, Ascomycota, Eurotiomycetes, Eurotiales, Aspergillaceae.